Xenopus laevis (African clawed frog) is the source of this 4528-nucleotide messenger RNA. RefSeq names its product tight junction associated protein 1 (peripheral) S homeolog (gene tjap1.S). NCBI's taxonomy places the organism in Eukaryota, Metazoa, Chordata, Amphibia, Anura, Pipidae. The coding region runs from base 962 to 2755 and encodes 597 amino acids. Gene Ontology annotation, cellular component: membrane; trans-Golgi network. Gene Ontology annotation, biological process: Golgi organization. The transcript has 12 exons. The record is from RefSeq and is a predicted model, not a curated record.
AGUGAUCGCGGACGGAGCUGUUGGGGGGGCGGAGCAAUGGGGAGUAAAUUGAGAUUAGUGGGACCUAAAAAUCUGCGACAUUGGUCAGAUAAUUGAUGGGCAGCUCGGGUUGGCUUCAAUAUUGUGGUGAAGUUACUCAGGGGUGAGCCAAUGGGGUGAAGUUACUCAGGGGUGAGCCAAUGGUGUGAAGUUACUCAGGGGUGAAGUUACUCAGGGGUGAGCCAAUGGGGUGAAGUUACUCAGGGGUGAAGUUACUCAGGGGUGAGCCAAUGGUGUGAAGUUACUCAGGGGUGAAGUUACUCAGGGGUGAAGUUACUCAGGGGUGAGCCAAUGGGGUGAAGUUACUCAGGGGUGAAGUUACUCAAGGGUGAGCCAAUGGGGUGUCAGGGGUGCGCGUUGUUGGAGUUGCAUCACCCGGGGCUGCACAAUUUGGGGGGGGGGGUAUAAAAGUGUGUGUCAUAUACAUUGUCCUAUAUGGGAACUGUGCCAGUGUCAUGGGCUGACGGGAGUAUCAGGGCCGAUAAGGGAACAAACUUGAUUACAGACAAUAAGGCAGUGGCAGAUGUUUGGUCAGGGGGCUGGAUAAAACCAGGGAAGUCCACACUGACAGCUCUACUAAUAACUAAUGCCGGCUGGACUUGGAGCCCGGCUUGUGUAAGUGCUGGAGGGACGUCAGUGCCUGGAAGGUUUUCCAUGAGCAGCCGCUGAGUGUGGGUAGGAGGGGGCGACGCUGAGCAGCAGGAGACAGAACCUCAGGCGGUGGCAGCACAAACAGCCUGCGGGAUUAGGUUACACUUACCUGCCUGGGAGAUAAAGACAAAGGACCGAGGGAAAGAGGAUAAAGAGCAGCAGGAAACAUGUGUGAUAGAAACAAGGAGUCCUGACUAGGUGUCAUAGGGUCCUCACUUGGACACUUCUGAUUUGCUGUUAAGGUCCAAGGGCUCUUACUGGAGCAGUAAGAAUGACCAGCACUGCCUCCACCAAGAAGCCUUACCGUAAAGCACCGCCGCAGCACCGGGAGACACGGCAUGAGCUGCCAGAGCCUCGAGAGGAUGUGCCGGAGAAAGCAAACCAGGAGCCGCAGACAGAAGGGGAACGUAUCCAGUUUCUGCAGCACCAAAAUGAUGAGCUGCGACGUCGCCUGGCCUAUGCCACCACCAAGAUGGAAGCCAUGGAACAUGAGGUGGAUGCUCGGGGUCAGUACUUGGAGAUGGAAUUGAGUCGCAACAGAGAAGAAGUGGAAAAGCUUAAGGACAAAUUCCGUAGGCUACAGAACAGCUACACCGCCUCCCAGAGAGCCAAUCAGGACCUGGAGGAGAAGCUGCACACUCUGGCAUCGCUCAGCCAGAGUUGGAUCUAUUCAAUAAAGAAAGCCGAAAUGGACAGGAAAACCUUCGAUUGGGAGAUUGUGGAGCUCACCAACAAACUAAUGGAUGCAAAAACCACCAUCAACAAACUGGAAGAGCUAAAUGACCGGUAUCGCCAGGACUGCAAUCUUGCUGUACAGCUUUUGAAAUGUAACAAGUCACACUUCCGGAACCACAAGUUUGCAGACCUUCCCUACAAGCUUCAGGACCUGGUUGCCAAACACAUGCAAAGCGCUGCCACGUCUCCGGGCUCUGGCCAGGAUAGUCCGUCAGGCCUUUCACAGUCCGAUGUGGUGCCCACCUCCGUCAUUGCCCGUGUGCUGGAAAAGCCAGAGUCCUUAAUUCUAAACUCCGCCACCUCCAGCAGUGGCAGUGGCCCGACGGCAGAGGAUGUGUUUGUGCACGUGGACAUGAGCGGUUGUGGAGAGAGAGAAAGAGAGACCCGUCGGCAGCAGCAGAACGGGAGUCUCCAGCACCAGGGCAGUGUAGAUAGUGCUUCAGAAGAUCCGCCCACUUUUGAAAAACUCAACCCCUAUCCCACCCCUCCUCCGCCUCAUCCGAUGUACCCUGGGCGCAAAGUGAUUGAGUUCUCCGAUGAGAAGGUGAGGAUCCCAAAAAAUAGCCCAUUGCCCAACUGCACCUAUGCAACGCGCCAAGCCAUUUCUCUCCGCUUAGUGCAAGGGGAGGAUGGCAGCCCAGACCGACAUCGUACUGUACCCAACAGCCCAGCAUCCACAGCUAGUUACCCACAAAGGGCACGCAGCGCAGAUAACCCUGCCCGCUCUCCUCUGAGCAGUGCCGCUCCCAGCUCCGCAAGUUCAGAGGAGGACAUGUUGGCCAAUUGGCAGCGAAUGUUUGUUGAAAGGGCUGCGCCCAGCACAGAGGGGUCUCUGGCCCACCGUACAUCCUACAGCAGGGACACGGCAGUGGAGCUGCAAAAGGGGUUCAGUCGCUCCAUGCAGGAGCUCAGCAUGGCUGCACAGGCUUUCUCUGAUGGCGAGAGCUUUGGCCUUAGCUGGGCAGGCAGCAGAGAGUCCAGUCUUGAAGUAGAUGGCAUGGAAAACCGCAGAGGGCACUUGCCCAAUGAGUAUGGGAAGGAGUUCUCCCAGGAAGAAGCUCAGGACUUACUGUCUGGAACAAUGGAAGAGGAGGAGGAAGAGGAGGAGCCAGAAGAACAUCUAGUGCCCUCAGAGGAAGCCGAAGAGGAGGAGAGGAUAAUAGAGGAGUAUGUGGUUAAUAAGACUCUGGUAGAGGGAGAGGAUGGGCUAUUUAUGGAGAGUUACCCGAAUGUACGCCCGCAUCGCAGCCCAAAAAGGAUGGGUGUUCAUCACCUUCACAGAAAGGACAGCCUGACACGUGCACAGGAGCAGGGGAACCUGCUUAAUUAGGGGAGUAGAUAAAAUAUGGGAGCUUUUUAGCCGCUAUUUCUAUGACAAUGACACUCCAGCGGGUGAGGUGGGUGCCCGGAGGCUGUUGCCUGCUAACCCACCGCAAUCAUAAUAUGCAUUUAUAAACACUAGUGGAGCACGACUGUAUUUAAUUCUGCGACAUAGCGAUGUAGGAGCGAUGCAGUGCAGCUGAAGAUGAAGUCUCCUCAACAACUGCAUUCAAUUCUGCAACAUAGUGAUGUAGGGGAGCUGCGGUGCAGCUGAAGAUGAGUCUCCUCAACAACUGCAUUUAAUUCUGCAACAUAGUGAUGUAGGAGAGAUGCAAUGCAGCUGAAAAUGGAGUCUCCUCAACAACUGCAUUUAUAAUUCUGCAACAUAGUGAUGUAGGGGAGCUGCGGUGCAGCUGAAGAUGAGUCUCCUCAACAACUGCAUUUAAUUCUGCAACAUAGUGAUGUAGGAGAGAUGCAAUGCAGCUGAAAAUGGAGUCUCCUCAACAACUGCAUUUAUAAUUCUGCAACAUAGUGAUGUAGGAGAGCUGCGGUGCAGCUGAAGAUGGAGUCUCCUCAACAACUGCAUUUAAUUCUGCAACAUAGUUAUGUAGGAGAGCUGCAGUGCAGCUGAAGAUGGAGUCUCCGCCUCUAAAUCCCUUUAUAUUGUGUGUGUGGUGCCACAGAGACCCCAGCGCAAAGUCAGCUGGUUCUGCACCAUCAAGUAUUCCUUCCUUGCAGCAGUAUCUAACAGCAGCUCAGGGCUCCAUUCCUUGGGUAACUGUGCCACUUACACUAACCCAUAGUCUGGGAAAGGUACCAGGCACCCCCAAGAUCUGGCUUCUCCAUAUAAUGUAAGGGUUAAACCACCUCCUGGGAUCUUCCAUAUGUGCUCCUGCGUGGGAGGUAACCGGUGAAUGAGAUGUUUUGUGCCGGGGAAAUAUUCCAGGAUCGUGGCCAAGCUCUGGCCAAUUCAGGCAACAGCUACAACAUUUGCACAGUUUCCAGCGUGCAAUAUUUCAUGUUUUUUUAAACUGUAUCUUCAGUCGCUCAUUGGACUUUUUACUCCUGCCGUACUUUGUUUUCUGUUUUGGGGGUGCGGUAUGCUGUGGAGGUCCUUCCCUUUGUUUUGGUUUAAAUUAGUUGUUUUUGUUGUUGCAGUAAACGGUGUGGUGUCCUUACUCCUCCCAUGGGACACGUGUUCUCUGACCAAUCCAGUGGUAUCAGAUGUCAGAGGCACGACUGUAUGGAACCUUUGCACUUACUCUGUUCCCAUAAAUCAAGCUAAACAAUUAGCUCUAAAUAGUAGUUUCAAAUAUAAUCACAUAAAUGGACUAAUAUUGUCACAAUUUGGCUCCAGGCCUACAAACCCAUAGCAACCAGAUGUUUGAUGUCUUUAUUCUAGCUGCAAUAGACCAGGAAUGGGUUGCUAUGGGUUACAAGCCCUAAAAUGAACAGCAACGUGUCUACAGAAUCAUUGCAAAGAGUUCCUAAGUUCCAAGGUUGUUGUUUGGUUGCUCUUCCUCAGAGCUUGAAUCGUCUCAUUUUUAUUUCCACUGUGUGUUUCGUGCCCCCGGAGCUGCUCUUUGUGUGUUUGAGUCGGUGCAUCUGCUCAGUGUUCCAUCCAGACCAGGGCAGUAUUACCUGCUACGAUCAGUGUCCCCCUAAUCCCCCCCCCCCCCCCGUCCUACAGAUUUCAGACUGUUAAUCACAUUUAGUAUUAUUAUUUUCCAGAAUUUUUCAGAACUGUCUAUUUUCCAAGGAGAAAUAAAACUAUUUUAAAAUA